This is a messenger RNA of Cherax quadricarinatus, 9350 nucleotides long. Lineage: Eukaryota; Metazoa; Arthropoda; Malacostraca; Decapoda; Parastacidae. The record is from RefSeq and is a predicted model, not a curated record.
GUUGCGAGGAGUGUUGUAGUGUUGCUGGUGUUUACAUGUAUAAUUGAUAUCUUAGACUAUCGUGAUACCUGAGCAACUGCAACAAUGUGAGCCAAUACCGUCACUGAGUGCAUAAAGACUGUGGAAAUGUAAUUACUGGAGUGUGGGACGCCGAUGACAUCUCUGAUAUACUCAAGCUUGUCAUGACUCCCAGGAUACGCGGACCAUCCUGGUUUGCUGUCUCCAGUUCAAGCAUAUGCGCAUGUGCACACACGUAACGGUGACUGUGCAUGAAGAGGAUGGGGGUCAACGCAUCAUGUCAGGCUGAUGCGGGGGUCGGUCCUCAGGCCAUCUUCAGCGCUUGGCGGCCUCCGUUUUUGGAAGUUCGGUGCCGAAUUGGAUCCGCUGUAUUUCCAACUCCGGAAAAAAAAAAGAAAUUGACAAGCCUGGCAACCCUACGAAAAAAAUUGAUUCGUCGGAGACGGUCAUCGAAGUCGUGUGAUCAUGCACGGGUGAUCCGAGAGCUGGUGAGUGACUGGAUGGUGCGGGAGGUGACAGCAUUGUAUGAGGAAUAUGAAGCAAGUGCCGCUCUCAAAGAUCUCACCGUGCAGGCUGAUCUUGCUCGACCGCCAGCUCCAACUUACAAACAAGAUCUGAGUGACCUCUUUGACUAUAAGUACUGCACAGAUGUUGACCUGGUGUUCCAGGGAGCCAUCUUCCCCGUCCACCGGGCCAUCCUCAGUGUCCGAUGUCCGUAUUUCCAGGAGGUGCUGAAAAAGAUACCAGGAUAUGGAGCCCAAAUUGGUGUGGAUAUACGGACUCCUGGUAUAGACAUCCCAAUGUUUAGUGCUUUAUUGCGUUACUUAUACACUGGUGAAUUUAAUGCGUAUGAUGGAACUAGCAAAGCCCAGAUGGGCCUUAGUAACUUGGACAUGUUAAUGCAAUUAUGCGAGGAAUUUGGGACGCCCAACCCGCUUGAGUGCGAUCUUAAGUACCUGUUAGAAUCUGGUGAUUAUGCCGACUGUGUGUUAGUGUUUUCAGCGAGUGGUGAUGUGAACCAAUCCGAUCAAAGUGGGGAGGCUGGCCCAUCAGACUAUGGUUUUCAUAAUCGAUUAGAACUUUAUUGCCAUAAAGCUAUUCUUAGUGCACGCUCACCAUUCUUUAGAAGCCUAAUUCAGCGAAGACAACGAUACAGUGAGGACAUGUAUGAAAGGGGCAUCCCUCAGCCCACUAGAAUAGUGUUAGAUGAAGGUGUCAUACCCAAGAGAUAUGCGCGCGUUCUCCUUCAUGCUGUGUAUUUAGAUACUCUGGAUCUUUCCUGCAUUAUACGCGAUUCCACCAGCACCAACAGUUUAAGUGAAGCUCAGAGCAUUGUGCAAACAGGCCGCACACACAUGACCGUUGUGGAGGAGGCUAUGGAAAUAUACCAAAUUGGUCGUUUUUUGGAGCUGGACAUCUUAACCCAGGGUUGUGAGGACAUGAUAGUCGAGUCAUUAAGCCUCGACAACCUGGUGUCCAUUCUCCGGUGGUCAGGGGAAGCUCAUGGCUCGGCGUGGGUCCAUCGGCAAGCUCUUCACUUCUUGCGCGAGGAAUUUUCUCAGGUUGCCCAGUCAGGAGUGUUAUUGGAAUUGGAAAAAUCUACUUUAUUAGAAGCCCUGACGUCAGAUUUCCUACAAGCGGCAGAACUAGAUGUACUACAAGCAACACUGCGCUGGGGAGAGCACCAGUUACUGAGACGUAUGGAGGAUAGAGAACCCAACUUAGUAUCACAAACGGCCCACUCAGUAACUCGGAAAGGUCUCAGGAAGAGGGACAUGAAUGAUGUUGAGCUACGAGAAAUUCUUUCUGAACUCUUACCUCAUGUGCGAAUGGACCACGUACUACCUCCCAACCAUGACAUAUUAACCCAGGCUAUAAAACGAGGAUUGGUAUCCACGCCUCCAAGCCAUAUGAUUGGAGAUGACACUACCAAUUAUCGGGUAAAUGCAUGGAUAAGAAGUAAAAAUAAUGGCUUAUUUGUUAAACCUCGACUUUUUACACCUUAUGCAGAAGAAAUUAAGUCUGUGGUAGAUGAGCAGACCGCUGGUGGGGUGGAUGUGGUGCGGCUACAGUGCUACGUGUCUCACAUCCCUGAUGCCUUAUAUAUGGUUGAGGACAAUGCUCCACACCAGCCAAGUUUUGCUCCAUCCACCACAGUAGAUGUUGUAGCAGCUGCUAUACCAGUACCUGACUCUGAGACAGUACUGGCAAUGGUGCGGAGAGAAAGAGAGUUGGUGUCCUCUCCUGGGUACCAGCGUGCUGCCUCCCUGCUCUUUGGUGACCGUCGCAUGCUGAGAAGACAAGUACGACUGCGUGUUGUCAGAGAGUUCAAUCUGCCAGACUCUGUUGCCGACGUGUUGGAGGGUGCCUCAUAUACUGAGGAGGAAGAGGAGGAGGUUGAACAGCGGUGUUCUGUGAGGGACGAGGGCAGGUCCAAGCUCCACCCUCCAGAGUUCUUGCUCGACCCAUUACUCGACCCUCCACCUCAUCACUUUCGUCUAUUACAGGGUGAUGAAGGCCAUCUUAGUGAUGUUAUGCCAGAUGUGGCCCUAGCAUCUUCCUCGCUCUCAGCCCUGCAUCUGGGCUCCAGCAAUCUGGAUGACCGAGCGAUGGGCAGUCUUGAAGGACUCGAGGAUCUAGAAGGAACUCAGAUGUCACUUGAUUUGGGUGACGGCUCUCACCAUCAGGUUGGGUCACAUCUAACACUUGGCGGUUCUCAUCGUCGGAGGUCAAGUAGACGAUAUCGACUACCACCUCACCUGACACCGCCGCCUUCAAUGUCUGGUCAUCACACAUAUGGGGGUCCUUCCCCACGUUCUCCACACACUCCUCCUUUGCGACCACACACUACCACUGCCACUGCCACCACUACCCGUCAUCAUGCCACCACAACCCCUCCUUUGUUCCUCUGACAUCACCAUUUCCACUCCUUACAUUACCGCAGUCAUAGCCACCAUCAUUACCAUCAGGCGCGACACUCACCACCCACCAGGCCGCGCACACCCAUGUUCUGAAUGCCGCUAAUCUUUAUUGCCGCUUUUUAUAUUUAAUAUGCGUAUUACAGCAUGAUGCAACUGACAAGGUCUUAACAGCUCCUUGUCAGAUUUUUAAAGUUAUAAAUUCAAAAGAAAGCAACAGAUUGCUUACAAAAUUAAUGCCAUUGAUCAAACCCAUUUUAAACCUAUAUUCAGGUUUAAAAGUCUAUCACUGCCUACUCAUUUCAGGUGUACAUGACCAUAUUUAGAUGGUAAAUUGGCAUAUUUAGGUGUGAUGUAGUGGCCAUUCUCUAAUGAAUGACUGUGGAAGUAAGUAGUGGAAAGUUGUCAGGUCACUCAUGUGUUGCGUUUGUCAUUAGUGGCAAAAUCUUAUCUGCUUAUCAGCCAAAAAAAAAAAAUAUUUUUGAAAUUUAUUUGAUUAGCUAAUUGGCUUUAUUAUCUUUCAUGUCUAACCUUGGAUAUUGGAAAAAGAAAAUUUUAUAAGUUCAGAGAAACCUGUUUAGUCCUUGCAGAAACAUUUGUACUUUUAAUAGCUUAUUUUAUUGCAACCUGCACGCCUCAAAUUAAAAUUAGCCAGUGAUAUUUUCAGGACUGUAAUGUUUGACUCUCGCUAAAGGAGUGUGCAUAAAUUUUAAAGCAAGGAUGUAGGGGGUUGCAAAUGUUAAGUAGAUUCAAUUCAUAAUAUUUUUAAAUGUCCCAUUUGAAAUGCUUCUUGGUGAGUUACCACUGUCUAAAUUAGGAGACUAGGAUAUAUACUAAUGCUGACAACCAAGGGAAAAAAAAAAGUUAUUCGAAGACUAUACUUUUCGAGGAAGAUUCAAGUAGAGUAUUGUAUGUUCCAGUAAGGACGAGGUUUGGCAUCAUUGUCAUUACUUGCAUCUGUAUUCUCUUAUUUGCUCAUAGCUCGUUCUGAAUACUCUGACUGUAUUGAUGACUCAUGAGGUAAAUGUACUGAUGGUAUCCAACAAUUAAUUGCUCACUUCAUGAAUUGUCAGUAUUUUGUAAAAGAUUAUUAAUUAGCCAAGAAAAAUAUUGCUCGGUAGCUGGUACAUGAUAUAAGCACACAUCAUAUGUACCCACUCUUUAUCUCCUUGAGUAUUCAAACAUUUAAGUAAAAAUUGAGAAUUUAUUCCUAAAUGUUGAUCGGCCUCUGGUGGCAAGAGAAUUAGAUAAAUCAGGAUGAACAAUUUUCCUAAAAAAGUGUAUUUGUUGAAUCUCAGGAGAUGGCAUUCACUGAGAGUGGCUGAUGCACUCAUUGGUAUCUAAUGAUGUAUAUCCUUGGCCAGCCAUUAGAUUGGUCUUCAGUAGUAUUUUUUUUAGCAUUUGUAAUAUUUGUUAUAUGCCAUUACCUGAUUACAUACAUGUCUUUUAAGAGGCAAAGUAAAAUAGAGACUCGUUUGGUUGCUACCACAGACUGAUUGUUUAACUGGUCCUGUGAUAUGUUUGAAGCUGUGUUGAGAGAUUAAAAUUUUAAACAGAUCACGUCUCGCAAAUCAUCUGAUAUUGAAGGAUCAAACCUAUUUAUUUCAUAAUCUUUGUGCAUAGUGUAAUGAUAGGGCUUUUUACAUAUCAUAAGAAAUUUUCUUUUUCUUUGUAUUUUGUGUCUAAUGCAUUAGCAGUUUAGAGCCAUUUGUCUGCUAUCCCAAAGUCUGUGAUACUUUCAAGCUUCUUGAGAACUGCAUCUUGCAUAGUCUCGCACAAUUUAUAUUUAAUGCUAUUUUUAUUCAUUAUUGUGAAAGCAAGUCUUAGAAUUAGCCAAAGCUCAUAAUUACAUUAAUAAAUUUUUAAAAAUUAACUUAGGUUGACUGUAGAUGCUGAUGAAAAAAGGUUUGAUAUUCACCUGUCGAAUGCUUUAAGAAGCAUGUGCUUCUAUAUGUCACUAUUCCCAAUAGAUUUCCUAGUUUAACAUACAAGAUUAGGUCAUAAAUGAGAAUGGUUCACUUGCCUAGGUAUAGGAGCUUUGGUUAAAACUUACUGCUGAUGCUGAUGGCAAUAAUUGCCGAUGCACAACUCGGAAAAAUGUGUUUCUAAGUAGAGGAUGUGAAAUUUGCUAACAGAGAAUCUAAUUGAGUGUAUAUUUCAAAAUUAUUAAUGAGAAACUUGACUGAAAGCUCUUGUAAAAGUUGAUUAUGCAAUUUCUGUAUUUUAUCAUAAGAUUUGUAAGUGUACAUUUGCAUUAAUUGAGAUCAUUGCCAAAGAAUUAAUUGCCUACCUAAACUCGUUUCUCAAUAUUCAUUGUCACUGAUGGUCAUACUUGAUUACAUGCUCACUCAGAAAUGACAUUACAAUUAUGGUGGUAUAAAACUAAUCAUGAAUGUUUUCAGGCAUAUGAGUAAGCCAGAGCAGGAGUAUCUUAUUGUUUUCCUCACAUUACAUAAACAUAGCUACAUUCUUCCAUGUUAUCUUAGGUGGCUAGUGUCUUUAUCAUCCUUGUUAGUCAUGUUUUACAGCUAAAAAUAGCACUAGCAGACUUGGGGCAGGAUUCAAGAGUUUUAAUAACUAGCAGUAUUUUGUCUUAUGUCAUUUCUUUUCAUGGACUGUGCACUUCAAAAAUAGUCUAAAAUUAAGUCCAGUAUUUUUUUAAGAUGUCAGUAGCAAUAGUUAAGUACUAAGUAGAUUGUUAUUCACUGGUUAUUAUUGAAUUUAAAUGUGGCUGUAUUUUUAAGGUUUUUCGGUAAUACAGUUUUUUCAACCACCAGUGAGGUGUUCAUGAGCUGUAGGAUGAACCAUAGAAUUUGGUUGAUUAUUUGAGGCAAAAUAUUGAGUUGCUGACACAUUGUUAACUCUACCAACUAAUGUUCUCCUUUGUCAGCCCCAAAGUCUCCUGCCCCAGUGAGAGGUUAAGAGUACAACAAUUUAUAUUCGUACUCCGGCCCCAUAAUGGGCGUCAAAGUGCCUACAGUGCGGACCAAGUGCAACACUGGCGGCAGGUGAAAUUGUCAGCCAAGGUCGCGUCCAGUCAAGAUUAGUAGUCAGAGGGGGAAACCAUGGGCAGUGUGUCCUUGUCAUUAAGAGUAUUGGUUGAGGGAGAAGUAUUUUACUGGAUGUGCAGUGCCAACACAAGAUAUUCAGUAACAAAACUUAUAUUAGCUACACUGAUAGAAUGUUGUUUUAUUGCAAAUAUUAGAAGUGGAUUACUUUCAUGAAUCUAUUAUGAAUGCCAUUUCACUCUAUUGAUUAUAUUUAAUGAAUGAAUUAAAAAUUAUUAAAUGUAAUAAUAAUAAUAUUUUUCUUCAUACAAGAAAAUGAGCAGUUAUAUAUUGUAAAAAUAUAAAUACACUUCUGGGUUUUCAGAGUCCUAAAAUGGAAAAAGAAAAGUGUUCAAUGAUUUACUGCUUUAGUCAGUAAUAUUUGCAGCUCUCGUUAAGACUCUACAUGGGUUAUGUGCCAAAUUCAAAGAUAUAUUUACACCUGAUCAUAUCAAGGGUAAACUAAGAAAUGUUGCUUUACACAAACUGCUCUUGAGAUGAGUUUGUCAUACUAGUUACAGUACCAUACAGUUAAAAAAUUGGUGUUAGAACUGAAGAAUUUUUUACUUUUAUUGAGGCUGAAUCAGCCAUGUGUAUAAAAAAGUUAGAUAUCAGCUGGGUAUAUCAGUACUGCAUCAGAAUUUAAAAGAAGUGUGUUUUGUAGCAUGUUUUAUAAUAAAAUUGAAGAAACAACAAUGCAAGAUGGGUAACUGCACAUAACUGGUUGGAAUAAUGUGACUGAUAUUCUAAUACCAUUUACCUGUUGUAACUUUUCUGUUAAUAAAGAAAUCAACAGAAUUGAUAAAAAGUAUUUUCCAGCCAGUGUCAUGUUGCAACCACUGUAUCUUUUAAUAAGUUUGUAUUCUCUCAUUUACUUGACCAACCCCAUCAGAAUGAUUGCUAUGCAUCAUAAUCUGAAAGGACUUACAUUUAAGGGUACUGCUUGGAGGACCACUAAUAGGUGUUUGGGCGACUCGUGCUACACCUAUACAAUAUUCUGUAAGGUAUGUUACUUCCAUUCAGAUUGAUCUAAAAAUAAAACUUUGUGCACUUUGUCAACAAUAUACUUGCAGGAGUGUAUUACUGUGAAUCCUGUUAAUACAUAAAAAUUAAAAAAAUUGCCCUCAUUCUUAGUAUCAACUUUGUAUAUUACAUUGCAAUAUUAGGCAUAAUUUUUUAACACUAUUUUCUUUUCAUACUAUACAAGGAUGUAACAUCUCUUUGUUCUAUGCAUGGUGGAACAUGAACUUUUUAAAUACAUUGCUAAAUGUACAUUUGAUUUUACAAGCUUCAUGUUAGUCAUAUUUACAGCCAAGCUAAGAAGUGUGAGGCAGUUGAUUCUUAAAAUAUAAAAAAUGAAAGUAUAUUUGGUUCUGGUACACCAUUUCCACUCUGUCCUCUCCCUAACGUCUACUCGUACUUUUCUUGCUAAUUUUGUUAGUACAUUUUAAUAGAUCUUUACAUUUGUUGUCAUUGUUAUUCAGAAUUUGUGGCUUCCUUGUACUGUUAUCCUUUAUAUGUUUCUCCUUUUAUUUAGCAAUAAAAGGCAAUCAUAAUUUAUAUAAAUACUAUUAAGCCAUUAUUCCAUUUAGCUUUGUUUUCUGCAAAUUACAUUUAUUGGCUGUCUGGAGCUGUAUAAUCUAAUAAUGCUGUUUACCCUCCAUAUAUACUUAAGCAUGCUUGGGCAAAUAUUAGUUUAAACAGAUUUUGUAGCAUGAGACUUGCAUUCCACCCUGUCUCACUCAUUCUCCAUUCCCAUUUUCCUCUCAACAUGCCAUUAUUCAAAUAUAGUAUCUAUUUCUUUAUUACCUCUUGUCACUAGCAUUAAGAUAAUCCAAGCAGUCUCCUGGCUCCUUCUCCAUGACUACACCUUUGAUAUCACAUUCCUAUUGCAAGAGGUGGUUACUUAUAUAAUCUUCAAGAUUUCAUCCAUGUAUCAAUUUUGUAAAAUAUUGAAAGCUAAAGUGACUUCAUUUUUGUGGGAUGCCAUAUAGGAGAGCAAUAAACUGCUCUGAGAUCAGUUUAAGAAUCCUCUAAUGGUGCUCAAGAAGCUCAAUGAUAAAGAUUUAAAAUAGUGCCCAGUUAGCAGAAUUAGUGUCUUAACUGCUAUUAUUAUUUUUACUUGUUAUUUCCCCAGUUCUGAUAUAUUAUCAGUGUUGUUUGGUCCUUAACUAUGGUACUCCUUAGUCGAGGGCACAGGAAAAGUGACAGUGUUUAGUGCUCUCUGAAAAGUAACUUGGAAUAUUGUGUAGCUUCUUUGUCUCACUCGUCAUCUUUUACCACCUGCAGUCACUCUUUAGUUAACAGAUUGUUUCCAUAUAUCUUCAGUACUGGAAGUAUAGAUCAGAUAUUCAGUAGUUUAUAUAGUUACAUUACAAACUUCUUGAUUAUUAUUGUUUACACAGAACUUUUGACCAUUUUUUAUGAUGUUUAUCCAGCAGUUGAAGGUAGUCUUUGCUGGUGAGUUUAUACAUUCUCUUAUUUUCAACAUUCCUCUUAACUUGUAUACAAACUGCCUUUUUCUUUUUAUCAUAAAUCUAAAAAUUUUGUUAACACUACAGUUAUACAGUGCAGUAUUUCAGCAGCCAAGUCUGUACAUUCUCUGGUCCAGAUAACAUUUUGGGAAACUAACUCAAUUAUCAACUUUCAAAAUAAAAUUAGUAUUUAUUAAGGCCUAGAAGUUUUUACGGACCAAAACUAAUGCAGAAUGUAUCUGUUGACAAAACAUCGUGAUCUCCAUGCAUAUAAAGAGUAGCUUUAUAUUUUAUAACUCAAGUGCUGUGAAAAGUUGGUCAUUGACAGUGGUGUUGAAACCAUAUUUCUGGUUUUUCAUGGCAGCUAAACUGACCCCUUGAAAAGCAGAGCAGCAGUUGAGGUUGAUCGGCUCGUCUUUAUGCCUUAUUGCUCUUUGUGACACCAUGGACAUAUAUGAAUUUUUCUGAAUGUACAGUAUAAAAUGUUUCUAUGUGAGUGAUGCAUUUUUGUAAAUGCCCAAAGUGUGUGAUGUUGAUAUGUAGUAGUUUAUUGUGAAUGCAUUAAAAGUCUUGUAUGAGUGAUGCAUGUUAUUACAACCAAAAGUGUGCGCCUUUGACAUGUGUAGCACAAUUGCUAGCAAUGAACAUGCUGACUGGUUAUUGUACAUACAUGAAUUGGUAGUGUUCUGUAAAUAGUAGUCUUUUGUACCAUUGCUUUCCACAUAGGUUUUGACUAUUGUGAAUGCUAUAUGUGCAAUGAAAUUGGAUAGCUGAUGAAGCUCGUCCAUUCUCUUUAUUUUUUGUACAUUUUUCUUUUUCACGUUAAUUGUUUAAUUUUGUGCCAAUGUUGUUGUCCGAUCACAGUAUUUAUAUCUAUAAAUUGUAAAUGUUUA